Molecule: messenger RNA, 2001 nt
Organism: Cylindrotheca closterium
Lineage: Eukaryota; Bacillariophyta; Bacillariophyceae; Bacillariales; Bacillariaceae
Source: the annotation of a GenBank genome assembly
AUGUCCCCCAAACUUCCAUCCAAGGCAUCUCUCAUUCUCCUGCUUUCCAUAUUUUGUACACAAUCGACAGAAUGUUUCGAUGGAAGAAGGUCACUGAGGCUUCAAACACCUCGAUCCAUCAGUCACAACAAACACCUGGAUAGUGUAUCUUUGGGCUUCACUGUCAGCAAACGUCACUCUAGUUUCCAUUUUGAGCAACGAACAGAGUUUUAUCAGCGGAAUCUUCUAUGGAAAAUUCAAAGGAAAUUUGAAACUGCAAUUGGUGCUCUGGGUCAGGGACCAGAUGAAGACACUGCUGAUGAGGGAAAUUCCACAUCCACUGAUACAAAUCAGACAUCUAUUGAAACGAAUUCUAUGGAUGUCUCGCCGAGCAAUCAAACUUCCAUUGAAUCGAUGGGAGACGAGAAAGAGAGCACCGAGCCAGAAAAGCCGAGUUCCAAUUCCACUUCUAGAUUUAUGGGCUUCUUUAGAAGAAGAAAAAAUACUGAUGAUUUGAAAUCAACGACAAAGGCGUCUCAUGUCAGUGAAUCAGAUGAGUCCAAAACCGCAAUUGCAACACCAGACUCGAGUUCUGACCCACCAAAGAAACAAGAAAAGAAGAAGUCGGUAUUUCGUCGAUCAUUACGAUAUGUUUUGCUCGCUUCCGCGUUUGUUGUGCUUUCUCCCAUGGUGCAUGAAGAGUUGGCAGACCGAGGUUCCAUUCAGAUUGCCCCCAAGGGGUUGAUCAGGCGGCAGACCGAAGACGAUGAAACUGCUGCACCGUUUGGUAAUCAAGACGAAGAGAACGUUAUUGCUACAGAAGAUUCCUUGAAGAUUGCCACUACUGACGAGACGGAGGAAACCGUUGAACCGAUACCACCAGUUGUGGAACGAAGAAAUAGUGCUUCUUCCAUGUCAUUGAAUGAGAAAAGAAAUUUCGCCCUUACCUUUGUGAUGGAUGCAGUCGAGGAGGUUGGACCUUCCGUGGUUCGAGUGGAUACAGAGACCCACUUGAAGGAACAAAGCGAUUCAUCUUUGAUACCUGGGUACAUUCAACAAGGACAAGGAUCUGGACUGAUAUUCUCGGAGAAGGGUUACAUUCUGACGAAUGCUCAUGUAGUAGAAGACGCGAGUAAAGUAACGGUGACACUCACCGAUGGCCGAGUGUAUCAUUGCAAGGUGAUGGGUACUGACGAGAUUGUCGACGUGGCAGUCCUCAAGAUUAUCCCGGAUGAGAAUGACGGACUGGCAAUGGAUAAUUUGCCAAUAGCUGAGCUAGGGGACAGUGACACUCUAAGCGUUGGUAAAUUGGUCAUUGCUGUUGGAAGCCCCGGUGGUUUGGACAAUACCGUGACGAUGGGUAUAAUUUCUGGCUUGGAGAGAUCGUCAACAAUUGUAGGCAUUCCACACAAAAAAGUCGACUACAUUCAGACAGAUGCCGCGAUCAACCCAGGAAACUCAGGAGGUCCGCUUGUGGACGUGGAGACAGGCAACGUGGUUGGAAUCAAUGCUGCAAUCAGGGCGCACAUGGAGGGGACUAGUUUUGCCAUUCCAAUCAAUCGGGUUAGAGACAUCAUGCACGACCUCUCUGAAGGACGUCAAAUUGAGCAUGGGUAUCUCGGCCUCGGUCUAGCUACUUGUACUCCCAAUUGGGCACGGCAGAACAACGCUGACACCAGUGGAUCGGAUGCUAUUCCGGAAGUACACGGAGCUAUUAUACAUAGAGUGUUUCCCAAGACACCAGCGGAACGAGGUGGAUUGAAGGAAAAUGAUAUCAUCAUUGAGAUAGGCGAGACAAGAGUACAGUCCGCGGAAGAUGCCCGCAAACUGAUUGACUUGGCCGGUGUUGGAGAAGAGGCCAAAAUUGUAGUGCUUCGAGGCAAGCAGAAAUUGGUUCUCACUGUCCGUCCAGUAGAUUUGGCGGCACGGUUGCGUGAGAUGAGAUCAGAGCGCCAACAGCAGCUACAACAAGAGCAAUUGAGGUUCCAAGAGCUAGGUCCUUUUCGAACCAUGCUUCAGUGA